UCACUGUUAGUAUCAUGUUAAAUUGAUUUAAAAACACGGUAAUGCGUCUUUUAGUGUUCGUCCGCUGAACAUAUGACGCUCUGCGUGGCGCUCACGUGCUGAUCAACGUAGUGAACCUCUGUCACUGUCUCUUCUCUUAGUUCUUUUUUAACUGUGCAAUGGAGUCUCUGUCAUUGAAUUAUGUUUCUCAGCUGAACGAUUACCAGCAGAAGACACAGUGCACCGUGGAGUAUGAGGAGGGAUCCACAGAUGGACCGAGUCACAACAAAACGUUCACUAUGAGGGCUAUAGUUAAUGGACAGCAGUAUCCUGAGGGCACUGGGAAAACCAAGAAAGAGGCCAGGCUAAAUGCUGCCAAGAACGCCCUUGAUGCCAUAAAAAACACUCAAAAUACUGAACCUACAACGUCUUCUGUUCAAAACACUCCCAACAAUAUGACUGUAUCUCAGAGGAAUUAUAUUUGCUGGCUCAAUGAGCAUUCAAUGAAGAACAAGUUAUGUUUUAAGGCUCGUGAGUCCAGAAAGACAGGAAACACUGCUCAAUUGUAUACUUAUGUUUGUAAGUAUGUUUGUGGUGAUAAAGAGUUUCCUGAGGUUUGUGGAAAUAAUAAGAAGGACGCUAAAGAAGCAGCGGCAAAAUGUGUUUAUGAAGAGUUACUCAAAACACAAGAUGCAGAGGUCUUCGAUGUCAACAGCAAUCGAACACAGAGGUCAGAGGUUGUGUCUCGUGGUGCUAGCCUGGACCGUGCCAGUUUGAGUUUAGCUGAUGAACCUCGAAGCACCACGCCUGACAGCAACUACAUAGCACUUCUCAAUCACUACAGCCAGAAACGUAAUCAGGCACUUGAUUUUAAAUUAGUGGAGAGACGAGGCCCUCCUCACAACCCUGAAUUUGUAUAUAAAGUAAUUUUGGACGGUAAGGAAUAUCCUGAAGGACAAGGAAAGAGUGCAAAAGAGGCAAAGCAACAUGCUGCUCAGCGCGCUUGGAGUGAAAUGAAUGAGCAAUCUGGAUGGACCACACAGAGUUCUGAAGAUGACAGCUCCUCACAAACUCAUGAUACAUCUAAAUCUGAGGAUGCACAACACUCUUCAAUAAGCUCGUCUGAAACUCCCAGCUCAAAUUCUUUCAUCGUCUUCAAAGACUCAUCUGCUGUCAGCUCUCCUAUGGCUGUAAGUCCAUGUGAGAUCCCACUGGAUGUAAAGCCGAAAAUAAAAUUAGCACCAGUUUUUCUUCUGUCACCAAUCCAGCCUUGCCUGGCCAGGAGUAAAGAGGUUGAUCCCAUCGUGAAUGCCCACAGUCCUACAAAGCCAUCUGAAGAUCAACCUUCAAACCAAGCUGUAAAGUCAAGGUUUUUAGAAGACUUUGACUCAAUAAGUCGAAUUGGCAAAGGUGGCUUCGGGCGUGUUUUCAAGGCAAGACGAAAGCUUGAGGACACAUAUUAUGCUGUGAAGAUAGUGAAGAGUAAAGUAAAAGCUCUUCGUGAGGUUGGGGCUUUGGCUGGUUUUAAUAAUGCCAACAUCGUCCGGUAUUACACAGCCUGGGUCGAGGACACGACAUACAGAUACGAUUCUUCAGAGAGCUACAGCCAUUCAGAUUCUGGCAGUGACCCAGUCACAAAGUACCUCUACAUUCAGAUGGAGCUUUGUGAGGGAGACACGCUUUAUGCCUGGAUUGGUAAAAUGAAUUCUUCAAAUGUUGGUUGUCCUGAGCGGAGGACGGAUGCAGCACAGAUCGGCAGACAGGUGAUGAAGGCUGUGGAGUACAUUCACUCCAAGAGCUUCAUCCACCGAGACCUGAAGCCUUUGAACAUAAUGUUCAACAGUGAGGGAACAGUAAAGGUUGGAGACUUUGGCCUCGUGACAACAGCAGAAAAUGACAAUGACACACAACUGCUGGAACGGACUAAAGGGACGGGAACCCAUUCUUACAUGAGCCCAGAGCAGAUGGCUCAAACAUCCUAUGACAAAAAGGUGGAUAUAUACGCUUUGGGUCUCAUAUACUUUGAACUCAUCUGGAAACUUGCCACGGUGUCUGAAAAGAGCCAGAUUUGGGAAGAUAUAAGAAGUAGGAAAUUUCCAACACAGUUCUCUAUGAAGUUUAACUUUGAGCACAAGCUUAUAGAUCGAAUGCUGAGUCCCAGUCCUGAAGAGAGACCAGACGCCUCCAAGUUGAUCAAAGAGCUGGACCGAUGUACUAACAUCCUGAAUGCAGAUAAAGACAACAGGACCAUUUAAUGAGAUCUCAUCUCUUAAAUGCCUAUGUAAUAAUAGCAGUUGCUCAUACUGUAACAUGUAAGGUGAAGCAUUUGGUAGAUGCUUCCAUAGAGCAACUUACAAAAAGGUUCACAUGGAAAGAGUGCAAUUUUAAAAACAAGGGGAUGAAGGGGAAGUUGACGUUAAACAAUGAAAAUUUUGGCAUCAGUUACUCUUUUUUUAAUGCCGUUCUUCUGUGGAAGAUAUGUAGUUGAAUGCCUGCUAUGUUCUGUAGAACACAAAAAAAAAACAGAAAUGCACAAAGGUAUAAAGUGAGUUUAUCUUGCGUCUAACACUUAUCUGUGCUCUCUGAUCAUGCCGUUGUAUUACUGUAAUUCAGUCUGUAUGUUUACAUGAAUUAUCAUGUCAUGAAUCAUGUCAAUAAUCAGUGUUGAUUCAGUCUGUUUCUAUUUAAAUGAAUUUCCUUUGGAACAGAAGUUGAAUCCAUUAGUCUGUAUUGCAUAAUAUUCUUUAACAAUAAAUCAUUGAGCUUUUAA
Messenger RNA from Carassius carassius (crucian carp), 2749 nucleotides. Its product is annotated as interferon-induced, double-stranded RNA-activated protein kinase-like. Gene Ontology annotation, molecular function: protein kinase activity; ATP binding; double-stranded RNA binding. Gene Ontology annotation, biological process: protein phosphorylation. The record is from RefSeq and is a predicted model, not a curated record. NCBI's taxonomy places the organism in Eukaryota, Metazoa, Chordata, Actinopteri, Cypriniformes, Cyprinidae. The transcript is spliced from 19 exons. The coding region runs from base 159 to 2234 and encodes 691 amino acids.